Fundulus heteroclitus (mummichog) is the source of this 2989-nucleotide messenger RNA. Its product is annotated as THAP domain-containing protein 5. Gene Ontology annotation, molecular function: protein binding. NCBI's taxonomy places the organism in Eukaryota, Metazoa, Chordata, Actinopteri, Cyprinodontiformes, Fundulidae. The coding region runs from base 698 to 1705 and encodes 335 amino acids. The record is from RefSeq and is a predicted model, not a curated record. The transcript has 3 exons. Gene Ontology annotation, cellular component: nucleus.
GAUUGGUGCAAAUUGUGCGCACGUGGAGGUUUGAGGGGAGUCUGAAAAAGAGUAGAGGGAGAGGAAGAUAAUUACCCGCGUUGUGCUUCCGUCUUCGGGUUACGUUCUUUAGAUUACGGGUGAAACCGAUUUUCUAUUUAGAAGAGGAAAUGUUUUAAUGUUACUUAGAUUGUAUUUGUAAUAUCCGAAGGGGUUUCACCUGAAUUUGGAGGCAAACUUCAAAGUUUUAUAAUCCUUUUGUAUUUAUAUUUGUUUUAGGCGCGUGUCUGUUAAGUAAUCUUUCGUUGGGUGCGCACCAUUUGUCAACCGGUGAGGCAGGCAAUAGGUCAAACGGCGCAUCGACCGGGGCAUACCCGUUCAGAUUCGGCGCUCAUUUCAGAAAUGUUUAGGCUGUCAUCUGUUUAAUCUGUAAUAAAAAGAAACAAAGAAAACCACAGAGAGUUUCUUUCUGACUGACGAUGGCUAUUCCCCUCUAUGUAAGAAGAAACCCCACUCCAAAUCCACGCCACUUCAAUCCAGGUCAUCCCCCCGGCUGGCUGUUAAGGACUCUCCCCAACGUUCUGGGGGAUACAGAUAAACGUCACCUCCGCCGAUCAGGCGGUAAACCGGAAAAGGAUAUUUUGCAAUAUUUUUGGCGUUUAAAAAAUAUCCAUAAACGUGUCUUGUUAAGUUGUCUUCAUGCUGUUUCUAGGAAAACAUGCCACGCUACUGCGCAGUAAAGCUUUGCCGAAAUCGUGGGGGGACUCCGUCAAAACAGGACAACAAGAGAAUCAGCUUCUACCCUUUUCCCUUGCAGGACAAGCCCAGGCUCCAGAGGUGGGUGAAGAACAUGAGGCGGGGGGUGUGGACCCCGAGUCGGCAUCAGUAUCUCUGCAGCGAGCACUUCACAGAGGACUGCUUUGACAUCCGCUGGGGCAUCCGCUACCUGAAGAACACGGCCAUUCCCUCCCUCUUUCCCCCGGCCGAAAACGAUUGUGAGAAUGAAGGUGCCCUUCAGAGGCCCCCAAAGGCCACAUCCCCUUCGGAGACUGACCACUUGGAGUGUGUUCCCAGUAAGAUUCCCGUCAUUUUGAGGGAGACCUGCGCACCGAUGCAGGCACAAGCGAGGGGGCAUAUUGCCAGAGAACAGUCAGCGGUGCUGAUCCAAGUCCCUCUUCUGCCAGAACCCGGGAUCCCCUGUCAGUCAAGUGUCCCCGAGACACGCACCGCUCCUUGUGAGGUAACGGGCGACAGUGGAGACUCAGCAGCGUCCCGCCUCACGUCGUCCGUAAGCUCCGAAGACGGAACCGACUCGGUUGUCACCCUGUUGUGUUGUGAGACACUCGUCCCUCGCUCCAGCGUCGAGGAACCCGGGGAUGGCGCUUCCUUCCAAGCAGACCAGGGCCAGACCUUUCGCUUUGUCCCUUUAGAAUUGCUUAAGGAGAAAUAUCCCGAUGACUUUGGGGAGGAGACGGGACCCGGCGACGCGGAGCACAGCUCGGUGCACGAGCACUCGUACUGCAGGCCGGACACCGACAAAGAGGAGUUGUGGAGUAAGAUCUUGAGUCUGCACACCAAGAUCUCGGAGCUGGACCGCAGAGAAGAGAUGGCUGUGGCUAAAAUCCGCACUUUGGAGAACGAGAUUGCCCUCCUGAGGAGAGACGGGGCCGUUUUUAAAGAGAAGCAGAAAGUUUUAGAAGAUUACAUAUCAUCUGUUUUUCUGUGAACUUUUUUUUUUUUUUCAUCUCAGUCAAAUAUUUGUCUUUUGCAAAACUGCUACUGUAAUCUGUCACUUCAGAUGCAGGUCUGAUAAUGUCCACAUGGUGGCGCUUUUUUCAUUUGCAGUGCCUUCCUGCUAGAUUUGAAUCUAUUUUUGUAAUGUGAACAGCACAUUUUACUUUUUUUAUAUGAAAGGGCCUACAUUUCAGUAUGUAUGUUGACGAAAAUUUACAAGAUUAUGUCAGAGUUAUGCCAAACUAUUAAUAGAAUAAUUUAUAAUAUUCUCAAGGGGCCCACAGCGACCCUUUUUUUCAUUAAGCGCUGGUGUGUUUCAGAACGUCUAAUCUGUUUUAGACAUUUAAAUGUGCUUUUCUACAUAAUCCUCCCAAAACUGUUGUUAUUUUUCAGGCUUUCUAUGUUGUUUCAGGGGACAGUGGGAGUUUCAGCACUUUCCAGGUCUGUAUUAGUAUAGACCAAAAGAAAAUUAGGAAGUUUAAAAACUUGUCGUUUUCACACUUUAUUCCUUUCUGGUGAAAUUCGAGCAAUUUCCAAAACGGAUCAGGCCAAACAGAUUUCAUGAAAGUUUUACCUCCAGCUGGUGACCAUCAGUGUCUGAAAUUAACUUCACAUAAGCGCGUGCUCUUGCAGAUGUUUGACGGACAAGGAAAGGGUAAGGGUCUGGAUGUGGGAUCUUUGGACUGCUAAACUUGUUUGUUAAGCAACAAAGUGUUCAGUUUUUUGACGUUUAACAACUGUCGAAAAGGUUUGAGGUAAACGUAAAUUGACUUUUCAAAUAAUCUAGAGGUUUUCAGGCCAGCAAAGGAUGGAAUUUUGACGCAAAAAAAUCAAUCGUAAUCCCACUUUUUCCUUCCACUUAACUUUCCAUCGAUAUAAUUGGACAGAGCGCUGUGUAGGGCAUCACAUAUCUGUCAGUAGAAACAAAAAUGAUAUAAUGAAAUGAACUGGAAGAAACACAAGGCUGAAGCAAGAUGGAGCGAUACAGAGGAGCAAGACGUAAGUCCUCUGUUAAGUAAUCAUUCGAUUGGGUCUGCACCAUUUGUCAACCGGUGAGGCAAUUUAAAUGGACGAAGAUUUAUAAGCUAAGAGACUUUCGUGGAUUUCAAUAAUCUCGAGAUCAUGUUUUUAUACAACUGGUUUUAGUUUUGAUGACCUGGCGUGAUUGGGUAAUAUUAAAAAAUGUUAAUGUUAAGCAACUGAUUAUGAGGAUUUCAUUAACUUUAUGCCAUGAUUAUCAAUGAACAGAAAUAAACAAUUGAGAUGCAUCACCCUG